Messenger RNA from Pocillopora meandrina, 1334 nucleotides. The record is from the annotation of a GenBank genome assembly. Lineage: Eukaryota; Metazoa; Cnidaria; Anthozoa; Scleractinia; Pocilloporidae.
AUGGAUCGUGGAUUUUUUCUUGCCGUCGUGGUUUUAGCAGUUUUAGUCAACUUCAUUCAAGGUUCAGCUGAAGAUAAGCCUAAUGUGAUGAGACGAACCUCACUUCUAGAAAAACUUGGCAUGGAAUUACACAGGUAAGAAAAAUGCUGAAGUAGAUUUGUGGCAUCAAUUUGUUUCAGGGAAUUAGUGCGGUUAAAUAGUUGUUAAACAGGCUCCAACAAUUCAACAGUUUUACAUUUUUCCUUCUCACGAUUGGAUUCCUACCAAAAUUGUCCUUAGAAGCCCUCAAGGUGAGUUAGAAUUCAAUUGAAAAGUUCAUUUUUAACGCGAAUAUUUGUGAAACUUGAAAAGUACCCGAUAAACCACCAACUCAAAAAGCUCUACACCUUGGAUCAAUGCUUGAUAACAUCUGCGCAAGGUAAUUUAAGGGAUCGCCACAAAAUGAGUCUCAUGAUUUAUAUAAAUAUAUUGCUUUUUACUCUAAAAGGGAUGUUAAAAAAUCACUGAUAUUAUGGCUUGGGAUUUCCUCUAUCAAUUAAUCUUGACAGUUUGCCCAAACAUAUGCUAGGUAUUCUCCAGGGCUAGAACGAAGUGUGUACUAUUAAGAAAAGGUUAUCGAUUUAAAAAUUCGGACGUAGGGAAACAGAGAAGGAAAUAAAAGGAAAAUAAACCUAAAAAUGGAGAAGAAUAGCUAAGGAUUUAGGAGAAUCACUGUGGAUUUAAAGACAAGAAACUGCCUAAAAUCCUGAGGGUUCCCCCUAGAAAGGGAAGGAAUGUUCGAUGUCUUGCUUAAAGUCCCACUUCACCCGCCGGGAAUUCAGGACAAUGCACUAUUGUUCCCAGCUGCUAACGUAUUCUUUACAGGCAAGGGAAUAAAAAUAUUAAUUAGAACAAGAAGUGGAAUCUCACAGGGGUUCAACGCUACACCACACCCUAGACGGUUUCAAUCGACGACUUAAUUAACGAGAAAUUUCCGGCGGACGUUCUUGUUAUUUCGAAUGAGAGUUCCCCAGGGGCAGUGCCAGGGGUAACCCCAGGGGUUACCACAGGGUUGUCAAAACAUGAGUUAUAAAUAAUUUGUUCUUAACACCAGGGAUCCACACCACCAUGUUUAUAAACCGUACAAACCAUACAAAAAGCGCUGUUACUGUGGACCUAAGCGACGCUAUUACCGGAAGCGUAAGGGUGGUUCUGACUCCGACUCUGACUCCGGCUCCGACUCCGACUCUGACUCGGACAAUGGUGGAUCUCCCGGAUAUUAUCGGAAGUACGGAAAAUACAAGAAAUACGGGGGAUACAGGUAUCGGGGGAACCGUUCUUCAGAUGAGGAGUAG